This is a messenger RNA of Archocentrus centrarchus (flier cichlid), 1396 nucleotides long. RefSeq names its product deoxyribose-phosphate aldolase (putative) (gene dera). Lineage: Eukaryota; Metazoa; Chordata; Actinopteri; Cichliformes; Cichlidae. Gene Ontology annotation, cellular component: cytoplasm. The transcript has 9 exons. Gene Ontology annotation, molecular function: deoxyribose-phosphate aldolase activity. Gene Ontology annotation, biological process: carbohydrate catabolic process; deoxyribonucleotide catabolic process. The coding region runs from base 229 to 1185 and encodes 318 amino acids. The record is from RefSeq and is a predicted model, not a curated record.
AAAGAAACUGUAACUCAUCCGCGUUUAAGCCUCGUAUGAAAUGCAUGCUGGGAUACUUGGCUGUCGCCACCGCUGCGCCCUCGGUAGGGGGCGGAGCAGGAGCACAUCCGGGCAUCUUGAGCGUGCUUGACCUGGCCGUGCUCUGGCUGUCACUGGCUACGACUCACAAGACCACCACACCGCAAGUACGCACAUCCGCGCAGAAACGGCCCUACUCUGUCCUUAGACAUGUCGGCCAGGAACCCGGGGACGAAGCUCGACCUGGACUGGAUAUCCAGAGUGAGAGUGAACACACAGGCUGUCUUGAAGAGGGCUCAGCACAUUCAAGGACUGAAGCUCCCCAAGAACCAGUGGCAGGCCGCCUGGCUGCUGAAGGCCGUAACGCUCAUCGACCUGACGACUCUGGCUGGAGACGACACGUUCUCCAACGUCCAUCGGCUCUGUAUGAAAGCUGUGCAGCCGGUCCAGCGUGACCUGCUCAGGAAGCUGGAUAUGCAGGACAAAGGAGUGACUACAGCAGCAGUGUGUGUAUAUCCAUCUCGGGUAACUGAUGCUGUCAAAGCACUUAAAGCAGCCAACUCCAGCCUUCCUGUUGCCUCAGUGGCCACUGGUUUUCCAGCAGGACAGACACCACUGGAGACCCGCUUGCAGGAGGUCCGCAUAGCAGUGACUCACGGUGCCACUGAGAUCGACAUUGUCGUCAACAGGAUGCUGGCCAUCACAGGACAGUGGGAAGCCGUGUAUGAUGAGAUCCGUCAGUUUCGGGAGGCCUGUGGCGACGCCCACAUGAAGACCAUCCUGGCUGUUGGAGAGCUGGGCUCAUUCACUAAUGUCUACAGAGCCAGCAUGGUCGCCAUGAUGGCCGGUUCGGACUUCAUCAAGACAUCUACAGGGAAGGAGGCUGUCAAUGCUACUUACCCUGUUGCCAUAGUGAUGGUGCGAGCUAUCCGUGACUACUUCAUGUGUACGGGCCACAAGGUGGGCUUUAAGCCAGCAGGGGGGAUCCGAACAGCUCAGGAGUCUUUGGUGUGGCUAACUCUGAUCAGAGAGGAGCUGGGGAAUGAUUGGCUCUGUCCUGGCCUGUUUCGCCUGGGAGCCAGCAGCCUGUUGGCUGACAUUGAGCGGCAGAUCUAUCAUCAAGUGACCGGACAGUAUGCAGCCUAUCAUGAUCUGCCCAUGGCUUGAGGUGCUUCAUGUUUUAAUGAUCAAUGAGAACCUUAGAAUCUCCACACAUUCCUCAAACAGGCAAUUCGGUGCUUAUUUGACACGUCAGUGUGGAAGGUGUUUUGAGUAUCGUGAUGAAGAACCAGGCUAAGAAAAUGAUGAAGAUUUAAGUUUUGUACUUCUAUUUUAACUUGAUUACACUUCACAAAAUAAAGAACUAUCUGCUGACUGA